Messenger RNA from Apus apus (common swift), 6424 nucleotides. RefSeq names its product C2CD2 like (gene C2CD2L). The coding region runs from base 144 to 2168 and encodes 674 amino acids. NCBI's taxonomy places the organism in Eukaryota, Metazoa, Chordata, Aves, Apodiformes, Apodidae. The transcript is spliced from 14 exons. Gene Ontology annotation, biological process: positive regulation of insulin secretion involved in cellular response to glucose stimulus. Gene Ontology annotation, cellular component: cytoplasmic side of apical plasma membrane. Gene Ontology annotation, molecular function: phosphatidylinositol binding; phosphatidylinositol transfer activity. The record is from RefSeq and is a predicted model, not a curated record.
GGAGCGCGGUGGCCGUGGGCGCGCGGGGCGGCCGGGGCCUGCCGGCGGCGCGGCCUGCCCUCCUCUCCCCUCCCCCGGUGGGAGGUGACAGCUGUCCGCCCGCCAUGCCCGCCGGUCCGCCGUGAGUCGCUGCGCGCUGCGCCAUGGGGCCGGAUCCAGGCUGGGCUGCGCUGGUGUUGCUCUUCGCUGCCUCACUGCUCACUGUCGCGGCCUGGCUGCUUCAGUACUGGCGGUCGGCGGCCCUGCGGGCGCCGCGGCGGCGCGAGGAGGCGGCCGGGGCCCGGGCGCUGCUCUCCGCGCUACUUGCUCUCCGGUCGCUGCGGGAGCAGUGGCAGCGGGCCUGGGUGCGAGCCCUCAACAGCCAGGCGCGCCGGCACGGGAGUUCGGUGCAGAUUACAUUUGAAGAGAGUCCUCAACUACCACCAGCUGCAAAUAUAAGUGACGUGAUGUGCAAGGAGCGGUCAGACCACAGCAUGGUGCUGUCCUGCUGUCUGUCUGCUGAAGCUGUGAAAUUCCCUGUCUCUGUUACUCAGCAGUCCCCAGCUGCUGUUUCUGUGGACACCUAUCAUGUCACUUUGGCUGUGCUGCAGGCUCAGGUGGAGAUCCACUUGGAGGAGGUACAGAAUGAAGGUCUCUUGGUGUCAUGGACAUUCAGGGACAGACCAGACUUGAACCUUUCGGUUCUUCCAAGACUUCAGCUUCAUGAGAACGAAGGGCAAGUGGAUCUGUCCACCAUAGAGGAUCUGAUUGAGGAUACCAUUGUCAGCACGCAGCCAGCCAUGAUGGUGAAUCUGAAGGCCUGCACUGCUGGAGCUGGUGCGGUACCCAGCAAUAAGUUGAUUCGAGAGUCCCGGUCUGGAUUAGGAGCAGCCCCUCUGUGCUCUAAGCUGCUGCUUCGGAAUCUUCGAGUGCUGAACUUGGGCUGCCAGGGGAAGGGAGGAGUUGGGGAGAUAAGCUGCAUGGCAGAACUAGACAGCCCCCCCCAGCAGAAGUGGACGAGGCCAGUGACAGCUGUCAGUGCCAGUGCAGCAGCAGAGAUGGAGUGGAAUGAGGAGCUCUUUCUGGAGUUGGGACCAAGGAGUAAAGAGCUGAAGCUACAGGUGCUGGGGAGCUCUGGUGGAGGGGGAAAUGUAGUGCUGGCACAUGCCACACUGUUGCUUGAUUCUUUGUGCAAACAACCAUCUGGGAGACAGGUCUGCUUGCUGGCCCCAGGAGCUGGGCAGUCACUGGCGGCUGAAGCUACCUUUGUAUUGGAGCUGCUGUUUCAGGAGUCUUCUGCAUCUAUAAAUGCUCAGCAUGCUGCAUCUCUGCGAAGCAGCGUCACCCCCACUAAGAAAGUGGAGAUGGACCGGACCAUCAUGCCUGACGGCACCAUCGUCACUACUGUCACCACCAUUCAGUCUCGGCCCAAGGCAGACUGCAAACUGGAUUCACCGUCAAGGUCGCCUUCCAAGGUGGAAGUGACUGAAAAGAAGACAACAGUGCUUUUGGAGGGUGGCUGCCCUCGCAGCCCCUUGCCCAUCGGUACCCGGAAUAGCCAUAUGCCCAACGGCUUGGAUCCAGUGGCUGAGACAGCAAUCAGGCAGCUAACCGAGACAAAUAACAAGCCUGCCAAGAAGACCCCAACAAAACGUAGCACACUGAUCAUCUCGGGAGUUUCCAAGGUACCUAUUGCUCAAGAUGAAAUGGCACUUUCUCUGGGUUAUGCUGCAUCCCUGGAGGCCACGGUGUAUGGGGAUUCUGUGGCAGAAGGCCCAGGCAUCCGGAUGCACGAUUCUAUGGAAUCAUCACAGUUGCUGGAAGUGUCACCGUCGGGACAGAGGGCCAGUCAGGAGCUGGAUGAGACAACACGGUCAGACAUCUCUGAGAGACCAUCAGUGGAAGAUGUUGAAUCUGAAACUGGCUCCACAGGAGCCCUUGAGACCAGGAGCUUGAAAGAUCACAAAGUUAGCUUUCUUCGGAGUGGUACCAAGCUCAUCUUCCGGAGAAGGAGCAAGCAGAAGGAAGCGGGCCUGAGCCAGUCACACGAUGACCUGUCCAACGUCACCGCCAACUCUGCCACCAGGAAGAAAGCUGGCAGUUUCUCUCGCCGCCUCAUCAAGCGCUUCUCCUUCAAGUCUAAAUCCAAACCUAAAGCUAGCGAUGGCAAAACAGCAGGUGAGAACUGAAGGAGGGAGAAGUCUGUUGGAAGGAUUGUUCAGAGAUCCUUUUCUAGUCUCGUCUUCCCGCUCCAUGGUAUCUGUGACCUGCAGUCUGGUUCCUUCCAACCUUGGCUGAGGGAAGACAUGCCAGUGCUUUAAACCAUUUGGGGAGUGGAGGUGGCAAAUCAGGGUGUAGGCUGCUCGUCUGCCUCAGCUUAGCCUUCUCUGACUGUUGUAACCCACUGUACGCUCUAGAAAAUCCAGGUGGCUUGCUAAUCCCCAUGGACGUUCCAGGAGCUGCAGAAGCGACUCUGCCUGCAUAGCUGUCUGGCAUCACCAGGUCCAUCCUGGAAAGGGGUGGCAGGGCCUCUCAAGUGUCAUCCUUCAGAGUUAAAGAUCAAGAAACUACUGGCUUACCUACAGUGAUGAAAAAUGGGGGCUGUAGCCUUACUCAGCUCUUCUAGCGAGAGAGAAUGAUGUGGUUGCUGGCCAUCUAAACACUCUUGUGGCAUCUACUUGGUGCAGAGGCUGUAACCUGACUGAGGGCUGGGGCAAUGUGUUCCUGAGCCAUGAGCUUUCAGGAGAACAAGCUGCAGUUCUGCACCCAGCUCUGCCGUUGGAACAGUCUCUGGUUCACAGUGCUGUGAGUUGCUUUCUGUGCUAUGCUGAUGAAGGAAGGAGUCUCUAAGAAGAAUGAAGUUUUAACCACUGGGAGACUUUUUGUAGAAGCCCAGGCCCUUGAUAGAAUGUUUGAUCGGUGCUGUUGAUGCUGCUGUUCUGUGACACUGCCCUCUUUCUGCAUCUUUCUGGAAUGGGGAAGGGGUCAUGCUGCACAUGCACACCAGUUGUUGUGCUAGCAGAACCCUUUCCCUUGGGGUCGGUUGGGGUGUUGCUGGCGGGGUGCCAGGUCAUCUUCCGGACCUGCAGAGCACCUGACCUCUCGCACCGUUACGAUUCUCACGGCGAGGACCGGCACUAUGCUGGAGAUGUAUGGCAAGGAAUGGAGCAAUGCUAGCAAAAGCACAGUCUGAUGUGGAGCCUGAAGCCAUGUGGCGGAAAGAGGCAAGAGUUUACAUGUUUUCACUGACGAAUGGGUUUCCUGUAGUAGAAGGAGUGUGUCUUGGUUGCGUCUGGUAUUUCCGUUAUUCUAGCUAACCUAAUCCACAAUGUUCGAACGGUGGGCAUUUCCGCAGCAUGUGUUUUUGGAGGGAGAGGCACUCAGGAAAAUCAGCUCCUGUGUGGGAGGAGACUGUCCUUCUAGACAAACAGUUUCCCUGUCUCCUGACAUGUGCACAAUGCAAAUAUCCCCAGAGGCCCCAUUUGGAUAGUGUGAUGAUGGUCUUUGGAGUCACGCUCAUGCUGUUUUGGCAGACCUGAUUUGAACGAAUGCUCCUGCUCUCCUGUGGGUUGUAAGAGUUAAGGAGAUGGAGCAAAGGGAAGGAAAAACCUCACUGAAGAUUGAUCGCCUAGGCCUGAGUGGUUUUGCUAGUUUUGCUCUUCUAUUGCAGUACCUCCUGAGGUGGGAGCUGUCACCCCACCUUAUGCAGGAUGAGACAAACCAAAAAAGCAGUUGUUCUCUCGAUGCUGUGCAUAAAACAACAUGUUGUGCUCUUCAGAAGGACAAAUUAGGCUUACUGAUGCAGCUGUUGCAUGCCAUUUCCAAAGCUCGAACAUGUUUGGUAUGCCCCUGCGAAAGGGUUCACAGGUGGGGAUUUCACGGCAUAUCUUGAAAGUGACUGGAGAUAGGGAAGGUCAGAGUCGGCAGGGGAUUGGAUUGAAAGUGCUGGCACGUGCCACCAGGAUGGACUCUUUCCUGCCGAUUCUCCACAAGGUUGAGCACGUGUAAGAAAUGGAACUGGUUCAGCUGGCUGACCAGGAAGUUCUCCAGUUGCUUGUUUUGGUUGUGCAGUCUUUCUGUCAUCCUCGAGCUUUUUAAUUUUUAUCCUGUUUCUUUCCUGGUCCACAUGGUACUGUGGCUUUGUUUGCAGCUGUGUUUGCUACAGAUGUCAGAGUGCUUGCUUUUCCUUGAUGGGAGCGUCCGGUUUCUGCUGCAGCUCUGGUGGAAGUUGACAAUCUGGGGCUCACCUCUAGCAAUCUAGCCACCAGUUUGAUGUAGCCUUCUUUUGCCAGGUUGGUGCAGUGUCGCACUCGGUGCUGCCCUUUGCGAACAUGUCUGUGUUCCCAGAGCCUUGGGGUUUGGUUCCAGUUUGACAUUCCCUCUUGCACCAUCUCUGCUGUGACUCUGCCUCUGUAUUAACAGCACCUGAUGCUCCAUUUUCAGUUUUUGUUUAUUGUUUUUUUAAUACUCUGUCAAGGCUGCUUCGAAUGGGAAAUGCUGGCUGAGCCCUGAUCUCGAACGGAAAGGGAAAGUCACGUAGGUCUUUGGCCUCUGGAAACUGUAAAGGCAGAGUCCAAGGGCGUUUUCCCUCAUAGAACUAUUGCUUAAAGAAAUCUUUUUGUAAUUAAUCCCUGCUUAUACUUCUGGCUUUAGGACAGAAGAAAUGCUAUUUGAAAUCUACUUUUCCCUGUUUAAUUUCUGGACACCUGCGCCCUCACCUCUGUGCUGUUAUGGGGUCUGUGUCAUUUUAUAAAGCCAAGGGGCCAUGAAGCAACUCCAGUGCAUGAAGCAGGCCACCAUCUACCUUUUCAGACUCAAAUGAUCUGCAGUUGCCGGGUUGCUGUCUCAGGGUAGGCUCUAUAUGUGCACCUUGUGAAAUCGGUCAUUGACCGAAUGUGUGAGGGAAGAGGAGUGGCAGAGCAGUGGGCUUGAAUGCGCAGAGGCUUCUGGAGGAGUUCAACCUGCAUAUGAGGGCCUGUGUUGCAAAUGCUGUGUGUCACUGCUAGCUAUGCAAGUAGGAACGGUGACUGGUAGAUGAAGCCAAAGCAUACAUUUUGGGCUGGAGCUUUUUUUUUUUUUUUUUUUUUUUGCUAUCUUGGCUGAACAGAGUUACUGUAACUUACCUAUGCUGUGUAUUUUUACUUCUCUGAAGAAAAUAGAUUUCUCUAGCUGUAAGUACAUUUCUGUUUGGAUACAUCCUCUCCCCAUGUUUUGGUAAAGCUUUUUAAGAGCUUCCCCAUAGAAAAAAACCCUUGGCAUCAGCCCAUGAGAGGUAUCCUCUCCAGGUGAGAGGAAACGGGCAUGGGAAGAAAUGGAGGGAACUGCAAAACCUCAGUGUUCUGGGGGUGUCAGAGACUUUAUCAUGGUGGAUGUCUGACUCCCAAUACUUGGAAAGGGCGCUCAAAGGCCACAUUUGAGGGCAGAGGCAUCACACACAUGCAUAUGUGUUAGCAUGCACUUGUAAUUAAAGCAUGCUUCUGCGAAUACCUGUAGCAGUCAUGUCUGAGGAUGACGGGGAGGAUUGGUGAGUUGGGAGAGUGACUUUACCAGCUAAUGUGGUGUCCACAAAGUACUUCUUACAUUAACCUCCGCAGGGGCAGACUUGAGCAAGCAGGUUCAACUUCUGCCCCUGCAAACACCCUCAUGCUGCUUAUGUAGUUGAGGAUGGGUGUUCAGGCAGAUUGGCCGAAGUGGGGGAGAGAGAAGGGAUACUAAUUGCGUAGAGAGCCAGUCAGAAAACAUUACAGAAGAGAGGAGCACAAUGAAAACUUCCUCCAACUGAUACAAGAGGGCCACAGGCAUGUGCUGUUUCUAGACUGGGAGCAUGGUAAAGCAUACGCUUACAAAUGUUUUAAUUCUGCUUUUCUAACUUUGGUGAUGCUGUUUCCUCCCUGUGAUGUCUUCUCUUGGUUCACUGUUUACUAAUCCUACAGAGAAGUAAUUUCUGGGUAGCUGGCAAGAUGCUUGAAUGUUGGAUGGUUGGCGUUUACGUGUUUUGGGGUCUUCUGCAUUGUUCCCCCCCCGCCUCAGGUCACGAUGAGUGUCAUGGUAGAGUAACAAUCCUAGUGGUGGUCAAACUUCUGGAAGAGGUCUUCGUGUACGUGAAAUAUCACAGCUCGUUCUACAAGCAUGACAGCUCCACACUACCAUUCCUUGCUCGUACAGGUACUGGACCAAAUUCCCACACUGAAUUUGAAUUAAUGUCCCUCCUUGUGUGUGCUCUUUUGUACUUUGAUGCCUUCUCUCUGGGUGGACUAUUUUAAACCCAGAUUGUUUAGAGGCAAAAAUACAGGAACUGUGUAACUAUUUAUGAAAUGAAAAUAAAAUUACUUAAUUUGGACUAAAUGAAUGAAGUUUUUGCACCUUUCUAAAUGCUGAAGAAUUCCAUUGCUGUGUAAUGGCUGAACCUGUUAACUUAUUAAACCACAUGGAAAUCAAAACCUGA